UGCACGCAGCUCCUUUUGGCUUCCGGUUCUUUUGUGCUCAAAAAUGGAAUCACUUUGCAACUCCCUUGUCUGCUCUCCAGCCUUUGCCUGCUGUGAUCACUCAAUUGCAUGAAUACUAGGCCGCUGAUCAUUGUUUACGGUGACUUUGCCAGGACUUCUGAUCUAUACCGAGAUCUCGGCAGGACAUCUCUCUAAUUCCAGUAGUGGAGACAUCUUCUGCGCUGGGCCUAGAACUGGAAUUUCGUGCAUCUGCAUCAAUUGACUGCGUAUCCACUUCCGAUCCAUCUGAACCGCGCACAGAAAGACGCCGGAGGGGCAAAUAUUGCAUUCUCAAUCUGGGUCCAUAAUCCAGCAGCUACCUCUGCCUUGCUCCAGGCAACUCUGGCUUUAAGCUUGAUUCUUUACCCUGAGAAACUACAGGACGUCCCAACAUUGAUUGACGAAAAUGGGCUGGUUUGAUGGAAGGUCGUCGACUUCGUCUUCUCGCCACGUUCGUCGGCGCUCCCCGUCCCGUCGAUCCGUCUAUUCGACCUCGCACUCUCGCCAUUCAGCGCCAUCAAUUUUCAGCCUAGGUGGCUACAGUCGUGCUGGUCGUUCAAGCCCAUCGGUGCUGUCCUCGUCAUCUUCGAGACGCGCACGGCCUCGAGCUGGGUUUAUCCAGCGCGUAAUCCACUAUAUCAAGCGCCUCUUCCGCGACAUCUACAACUAUGCGCGCCGUCACCCUGCAAAGGUCUUGUUCAUGGUCAUUAUCCCUCUGCUCACGAGUGGUGUACUACAGAAACUACUGGCCAUGAUCGGUAUCCGCCUACCGCAUAGUCUAAGUGGUCACUCCUCCGGUGCCAGAAAGGUCGGCGAGAGUGGCAUGAGUGACAACCUCAAUGGACUCAUGAACAUCGCUAAAAUGUUCCUGUAGUACUGUGGGGUGCCCGGCAGACUCAGGGAAGCUCAGCUGCAAUUGGCGAUAAGCUUUGACGCAGCCAUCCCUGCCGAAUGGCGACAUGAAUGCCUACGAACGAUCAUGACUAUGACUAUGACGAUGAUUACAUGUACUCGAUCUACAUUAUUGAUGUUUUUGUUUCUUUCCCAACAACCGGUUGAUGAUCUAUACCAACUAUUAUCGGGAGGCUGCCUGCAAUGUCAUACAUUUAAAACCUUACACAUGCGUCGUGGUAAACAAUGAUUUUCCGCUCAAAGGUCUCAAUGGCCUAGCUUGCCUAUCUUUGCCGUUGAUCUCUCUAGCCACUCUUUUCAGCUUAAAACCUUGCGACGGCACGGCCUGUUCGCGACCAUAUUAGUGAAGAGCAAUCUGCA
Molecule: messenger RNA, 1311 nt
Organism: Aspergillus novofumigatus IBT 16806
Lineage: Eukaryota; Fungi; Ascomycota; Eurotiomycetes; Eurotiales; Aspergillaceae
Exons: 1
Coding region: 446-913 (155 amino acids)
Source: RefSeq, a predicted model, not a curated record